UUUUCAGAUAUUCGAAGAACGUUUGAACUGUUUGACAAAAAUGGCGACGGUUGUAUCGACGCCUGGGAAAUCAAAGAUGUCGUCCAUAGCCUUGGUCAAUGUAUGUCAGAAGGAGAUAUAGAUUUACUCGUCAAAAACGUCGAUAAGGACGGAAAUGGUACUGUAGAUUUUGAAGAAUUUCUCCACCACUUCGCCCCACGCUAUCGAACCAAAGAACAAGUCGAAGCAGAAAUGAUGGAGGCCUUCCGAGCUUUCGACAAGAACGGAGACGGAUAUAUCAGUGCCCACGAGUUGAGAGUUGCGUUAACGUCCGUUGGUGAAUGUUUAACGGACGCUCAAGUCGAUGAGGUCUUACGAGAUGCUGAUAAGGACGGAGAUGGUCAAAUUAGUUACGAAGGUAAGUCACUACGGCUUGUCUCUUUCGGAACGUCGGACGUUGCAACGAAACGAUUCCGUAUCCGACGCUCUGAAUUUAAAUAUGAUUUUGAGGUGGCGUGA
This is a messenger RNA of Lottia gigantea (owl limpet), 498 nucleotides long. RefSeq lists its product as hypothetical. The transcript has 2 exons. Lineage: Eukaryota; Metazoa; Mollusca; Gastropoda; Lottiidae. The record is from RefSeq and is a predicted model, not a curated record. Gene Ontology annotation, molecular function: calcium ion binding. The annotation marks the transcript as partial.